ACUGGCAGGUUAAAACAAUAAUGACCAUGAUAAUAGAAAGAACACUACAUCAUUUUCAAUACAACAAUUAUUAAUGUAUGUGUUUUAUUUAGACUUUUGUAAUUGUUUCUACUUUAUAAGUUGUGUUCAAUGCAAUGAGUACAAUUUGGCUUCUACAUUGAGAAAGUAAUGACCGAAUGAAGCAGGGUGCAGCGGGGGCUCAUGGUACUGCAUCGAGUGGAAGGAGGAGGAGGAGAGAGGAAGUUCUCCAAAACUUUUUUUCCCCUGGAAGGAUUGUGGAGAAGCUCCGUUAGAUUUUCAGAAGAAGGGGGAUCCGACCAUAAGAAGUGAAGUAAACGCAGUGGAGUUAACGGUGUCUAAAAGUGAAUCCCUUCUUUUCGUGUUGUCCCCUCUCACAUGAGAGCCGUGAACAGGGACGCGUGUGUUUGCCUUUGUUUUGAGUAUUUUGUUCCUUCCCAGACUGAGAGGACUUACACCAUCAGAGGCGAUGAGAUGUGAGUGAGCUAUGCCUUGUGGAAAUGGACAGACUUUAACCAAGCGAAAACAUGGCGUCUGCGUCCCGAGGCUUAGUUUCUUCUCCAGUCUGCUUGUGGCGCUCUGCUGCCUGGGGGCAUGGGGCUCCGGGCCUGCGGGGGACGGCGGCCGGAGCUGCAGCCCCUGUCCCGUCAACUGCAGCUGCACGCCGGCGGGGCCCCUGCCGUCCUGCGCCGUCAACUGCUCCCACCUCGGGCUAGAGAGGGCCCCGGCAGCGGCGGACAUCCCGCCGGACACCACCGUGCUAGACCUUUCCAGGAACCACAUCUCCUCCCUUGAUACCAGCCUGCUAGAUCGUCUCACUGGCCUCCGAGAGCUGUAUCUCCAAGGAAACAGGAUCAAUGUUCUCCCGAGGGGAGUAUUCUGCUGCGGACCGCUGUCAAUCCUCGAUUUGAGCAACAAUGUCAUCACCACCAUAGAAGAAAGAAUAUGUGACAACCUUUGCAACUUAACUCAAAUUGACCUGAGCAGUAACCCCUUUGAUUGUGACUGUAAGCUGUUUCGGCUGGUUAGCUGGCUCCAGGAGAAAGGGGUACGGGUUCGACGCCCGGACGCCAUGCUCUGCAACCAUCCUCCUGAGCUGCGACACAGACCCCUGCUCAACGUCAGCCUGCUCACCUGUGGUCUGAACUAUGCAGGUUGUCUUGAGGACAGCAGCAGUGGAGGAGGGGGACGGAGCGAGCUUGUUAUCUUCUCUUCCUCCACACCCGGAAACUUCACGCAUGAACAGUGUAACAGUGUGUGUUUUGCUGCAUCCCACCGCUACGGGGGCUUGGGGGCGAGGAACGAGUGCCUCUGCAGCACGAACUCGGAGCCGAACUUGAUCAGCGAGUCUCAGUGUUCUGCCGCCUGUACAAACCCCCAUGUAAUGAAGGAAUGCGGGUGGGCUCUGGCUCAUUUUGUGUUUGAGUUGGACUUUGCCGUCUCACUGAAGUUUCUCCCACUGCAAAGCGUGCACGACCACAUCAGUUUCUCCGCUACGUCCUCCGUCACUCCAGUGAUGCUAACCUGGGACUUUGGUGACCAUUCUCCUCGGGUCGACCAAGCAGGAACAGAGGUCACAGCAGCAACUCACAAAUACGGACUUCCAGGACAAUAUUCGAUCAGUUUGACGGUCUCUGCUGGACACAAGAAGGUCCUUGCAAACGGAGAAGUGACCGUGACACUUCCUCCCAAGCUGGAGCUGCGCUGUCCUCCUCUGGCUGUGGCCAAUAAGAGCCUAGAGUUCACACUUGUCAGCUGGGGGGCUGUCAGCGUGGAUGUGGACUGGAAGAUUUCCAAGGAUGGUGUCCAAGUUGCCAAAGCCUCCCCUCACUGCUCAAAGGAUGGGAAAUACCACGCCGAGUCCUCACGCUGUUUCCAGAUUGUUCCAGAGGAGUUGAGCUGGACAGAUGCUCGACAGCAGUGUUCAGACCGCGGCGGGGACCUGGCCUCGGCCCGACUCGACGCGCUGCGUACCCUUCUGUCGCCCAAAGUCCCACAGGAGCGAGGUGUGGGGCUGGAUGUCGACUCUCCAGCUAAGUUGCGCUGGGUGAACGGCUCCGAGGCCCAGGACGGGUCCCUCGAUCAACGUGCUCAGACUAGUUCACACCAAUUCAACGCCAAGGGGGCUUAUGUUUGCCAGUUUAGCCCCCAAGUGCGUGUUCCAGAUGCAGGGAUUUACACUGUUGGCCUGGCUGUGUUUCCCUCCCAUAAUCCCAUGCACCAUGCCCUGCCCGCUACGCUCUCGGCGCCACAGCCUCCCACAGCUGGAAUAGAGGUGCUGUUGUUCCCGGCUCUGAGCUUUGUUCAGGCAGGCCGUCUGUCCUCCCUGGAGUUUCUCACUCAGCAGCUCAGCUCACAAGUCCAAGUCCGAUUCCAGACCUACAGACCUCACUGUCAUUACCCCGGCCUGCACCUGCUGCUACCCGGCUGUGGAGGUCCGGCGUGUUCCCCAGUGGCCGUCUGCGUCUCCAAUGAGACGAGGGGUGACGACCCCCCCCCCUGCCCCCGAUUGGAGCAGUGGUGCCCCUUCCAGCGGCGCUGCCUGUCCCUAGCCAGUCCCUGCCCCCCCUCCUCCUGUCCAAACUGCACCGCAUCUCACCGCCUGCCCCCUGGGUCGCUGAGGCCCAGAUACACCCUGCAAAAUGAGGUGGUCUUCAACCUACUGGCAGGACCAGCUGCACACGUUCAGGUACAAGAGCAGCUGGAGGACCUCUUGGUUUCCCGUGGUGAUGUCAUCGCCCUGCAGCACGACGCUGGCCCCGCCUCCCUUCUCCGCUGCCAAUCUUCCCCACUCUCACUGUGGCAGCAACCUGUCUUAGCCCUCAACCAAUCAGAGUGGUUCUGGAUCAACAACACCGGACGGUCACCAGGCACCUCAGCCGAGGGCGACCCUCUGCCGGAAGCUGAGCUGGAUGUGAGGGCGCUGGUGGAGGACGGAGAAGGGGGCUGGUUGGAGGAGGUGGUCUGCCCCGUCAGAGUGCUCUCUGUGGGACACAGUGAGACCCAGCUGCAGGGAGCACAGCUGUCCGCAGGUCUCCCUCAGCCCGGACUCUACAGCCUGCUGGUGACUUCAGUUGAGCCGUCAUACCCAGCCUCAGCAUCAUGCCCGUUGCGUGUGGUGCCUCCUCUGGGCUUGACGGUCCUCCACCCCCCUCCCCAGAAUGGCACCCUCUACCUGCAGCCAAACGACACCCGGCUGCUGCUCCGCAUCCGCUCCAGCUACCUAACAAAGGCCUUUCGGCGCAACAGCAAUCGCAGCGUGACUUUCCAGCCCGACUGUCCCAAAGAGUUUUCCUCCAAUGCAGCGCUCUGUCGGCCCGAGCCUGGCUCAGGGUCGGGGGGGGAGGUCCCAGAGCCCAGUCUGUACGCAGUGCUGGAUCUGAGCCUGGACACAGAGGAGCAGCGCAGUACAGUGCAGGUGGAGCUGGAAGCCCAUAAUAAUGUAACGGAGGCCAGUCUGUCUGUGGUCAUCCACCUGGAGGAGCCCCUCAGAGAAUUGAUGGUGCAGCCCAACCCUGAACACAGGGUGCUGAUGGAGUCGGUCGUGAGCUACACAGCCUCAGUGCUCGAAGGCUCCAAUCCCACUUUUAAAUGGACAGUGGAUGACAAGCCGUACUUCACCUACUACAACACUGUGCUCAACGUCAUCUACCAGCACGCUGCCAUCUACAAGCUCACAGUGCUUGUCCAGAGUGGCCAUAUCCCCAUGGUGUCCCUGGAGUGUGUGUCCUGUAAGGUCCAGUCCAUCUACGAGGUCAGCCAGAACUCGUACGUCUACCUCAGAGGAACCUGCACCAACUGCCAGGGCGUUUACCAUGGGCGCUGGAGUGCCAUGACGCUGCAGAAUGAGACUUUUGUCCUGGACUCCUCCUCCACCACCACAGGAGGUGACGGCAUGAAUCUUGUGCUGCGGCAGGGCAUCCUGCAACCUUGCUCCUACAACUUCACCCUGCAUGUGACCGACGACAGUUUAGAUGGAGAGGGCGCCGCGUCCAUAACUCUGCACCACAACACGCCCCCAGAUGGCGGGAAGUGUCGCCUGAGCAGGGAAGGGGAGGAUGGAGUGGCGUACGUGGACAGAGACAGCGCAGACUGGACGAUACACACGCUGUUGGACCGAGUUCACUUCAGCUGCUCAGGUUACAGUGACCUCGGGGUCUCGGAGACUCCUUUGCUCUACAGUUUACUGGUGACGCGCUGCAGAGAAGACUACUGCGAGGACUUCUGUGUGUACAAAGGCAGCAGCCCCGAGCACUCGGCCUUCCUGCCCCCAGGCUUCGGCUCAGCCCACCACUAUGUGAAUGUAUCCAUCACAGUGGAGGACCACCAGGGAGCUUACAUCAUUGCACUCAACAAGUAA
Messenger RNA from Notothenia coriiceps (black rockcod), 4378 nucleotides. RefSeq names its product polycystin-1-like. NCBI's taxonomy places the organism in Eukaryota, Metazoa, Chordata, Actinopteri, Perciformes, Nototheniidae. The record is from RefSeq and is a predicted model, not a curated record. Gene Ontology annotation, biological process: calcium ion transport. Gene Ontology annotation, cellular component: plasma membrane. Gene Ontology annotation, molecular function: protein binding; monoatomic cation channel activity. The coding region runs from base 506 to 4378 and encodes 1290 amino acids. The transcript has 19 exons.